AAAACGGAAGUCGUUUUAAUUCUCCCUUUCUCGGCGAUAGUGAGAUCGGAAAAGGAGGAGCAAUGGAUCAGUUCUCGGGAGGAGGUAAUUGGUCGAUGAUCCAGAACGUGCAGGCGCAGGGUAACUACGGUACACCUACGAAUCAAGAACAUCUAUUCCUCCAGCAACAGCAGCAACAACAACAGUUUCAUCAUCAACAACAACAACAGACGCAGCAGCAGCAAUUCCAGGCACCACAACAACAAGAAUUGCAAUUCCAGCAAUUUCAACAACAACAACAAUUUAUUCAACAGCAGCAAUUCCAUCAACAACAACAACAGCGUCUGUUACAUUCUCCUCCGCCUCCGUCUUUGCAAUCUCCUCCUCCGCCGCCGCAGACGGUGGUUCAUACGCCGCAAUCGAUGAUGAAUACUCCUCAGCAGCAACAACAACAAAUGGUGCACACUCCGCAGCAAUCGGUGCAGACUCCUCAGCAGCACCAGUCGUUGGCUUCUCAUUUCCAUCUCUAUCCGCUGGUGGAGAAAUUGACCGAUGCGAUCGAAACUGGAACACGAGAUCAGAAUUCUGAUGCCCUGGUGGCUGAGUUGAAUAGCCAUUUCGAGAAGUGUCAACAGCUGUUAAACUCGAUUUCUGGAUCUCUAGGAUCUAAAACUAUGACUGUUGAUGGCCAAAAGCGAAACUUAGAAGAAAGUGAGCAAUUGCUUCAACAAAGAAGGGAUUUGAUUGUGGAGUAUAGGAAAUCUAUUGAAGAGCUAGUGAAGAUUGAGCCUUAGUUCCAUAUUUCUCCCAAGAUGUUUUGAGUAUUCAUUUACUCUUACUCUGCAGUUUUUGCUGCUAAAGACCAAGAAUUGUAAUCAAUAAACCAAUUUCACAGAAUAAGAAGUUUUUUUUCUCUC
Eutrema salsugineum is the source of this 896-nucleotide messenger RNA. Its product is annotated as mediator of RNA polymerase II transcription subunit 9. Gene Ontology annotation, cellular component: mediator complex. The coding region runs from base 63 to 773 and encodes 236 amino acids. The record is from RefSeq and is a predicted model, not a curated record. NCBI's taxonomy places the organism in Eukaryota, Viridiplantae, Streptophyta, Magnoliopsida, Brassicales, Brassicaceae. The transcript has 5 exons.